CCCUUUAUUCUAUUUUGUUUUGUUUGAGAAUCCACGUCAUUGAAAAUUGACAGUCACGCAUCCAUAGCAAGAGCAACCGAUGAGUUCCUCCGAAGCAUCAUCACUGCAAACCAUGAACAAAGAUCUCCACAUCACAUUCACUGAAAUGAUGUACAACUUGCUUCCAAACCCAUACGAAUCCCAAGAAAUCAACCACCUCACUCUCGCAUACUUCGUCAUCUCUUCUCUCGACAUCCUCAACGCUCUCCAAAACGUUGAGAAAGAAGCUAUUGCCAAUUGGGUUUUGUCUUUUCAAGUUCGACGUGGAACCACGUUUGAUCCUGACAAUGGUCAAUUCUAUGGGUUUCAUGGGUCCAGAAGUUCGCAGUUUCCUCCUGAUGAAAAUGGGGUUUUUUGCCAUAACAACAGUCACUUGGCGAGUACUUAUUGUGCCCUAUCCAUAUUGAAAAUCGUUGGUUAUGAUUUUUCCAAUCUUGAUUCUGAAUCGAUAUCGACUUCCAUGAGGAAUCUUCAACAGCCCGAUGGAAGUUUCAUGCCUAUUCAUACCGGUGGUGAAACAGAUCUUAGGUUUGUAUAUUGUGCAGCUGCUAUUUGUUUCAUGCUGGGUAACUGGAAUGGCAUGGACAAGGAAAAAGUCAAGAAUUACAUAUUGAAAUGCCAGUCUUAUGAUGGUGGAUUUGGAUUAGUUCCUGGUGCAGAAUCUCAUGGUGGUGCAACUUAUUGUGCUAUUGCGUCUCUCCGGUUAAUGGGAUUUAUCGAAGACAAUGUUCUCUCAAGUUGUAGUUUGCCUUCUUUGAUAGAUUUGCCAUUGCUGUUGGACUGGAUCUUGCAGAGACAGGGAACUGAUGGUGGAUUCCAAGGUAGACCUAAUAAAACUAGCGAUACUUGUUAUGCAUUUUGGAUUGGAGCCGUUUUAAGGAUUCUAGGGGGCUGCAACUUUGUUGACAAUAAAGCCCUACGCGGAUUUUUGGUUUCCUGUCAAUACAAGUAUGGCGGUUUCAGCAAAUUCCCAGGAGAGUUUCCAGAUCUGUACCAUUCCUACUAUGGAUUUGCUGCUUUCAGUCUGUUGGAAGAAUCUGGCUUGAAGUCACUUUGUUCUGAACUUGGAAUCACUGAUAUAGCUGCAAUUGGAGUCUAACUUUGAGAUUUAUUGUCUCGAGUUCAUCUAUGCUUAUGUUUAUUAUUAAACACAAACAGGCACUUAGAGAUUUGUAGUCUUGAUUUCCUCUAUGCCUAUGUUUAUUAGACACAUUCUUUUAUAAAUCCUUUUUUGUCUUCUGAAAUAUGAACACUAUACUAAAGAAAUUUGAACUUAAGCUUUGCAAAUUGUAUAAAGCUUUCAUCAUUAAUCCA
Vicia villosa (hairy vetch) is the source of this 1353-nucleotide messenger RNA. RefSeq names its product geranylgeranyl transferase type-1 subunit beta-like. Lineage: Eukaryota; Viridiplantae; Streptophyta; Magnoliopsida; Fabales; Fabaceae. Bases 80 to 1138 code for a protein of 352 amino acids. Gene Ontology annotation, biological process: protein geranylgeranylation. Gene Ontology annotation, molecular function: CAAX-protein geranylgeranyltransferase activity. The record is from RefSeq and is a predicted model, not a curated record. Gene Ontology annotation, cellular component: CAAX-protein geranylgeranyltransferase complex. The transcript has 10 exons.